Molecule: messenger RNA, 4900 nt
Organism: Microcebus murinus (gray mouse lemur)
Lineage: Eukaryota; Metazoa; Chordata; Mammalia; Primates; Cheirogaleidae
Gene: TNS4
Product: tensin 4
Cellular component (GO): focal adhesion
Molecular function (GO): protein binding
Source: RefSeq, a predicted model, not a curated record
AGGUGAGCUGGCGCCUGGCCGUACUCCUCACCUGGUGGUAGUGAAUGCAACAGCCUGCCCGCACGAGUGGACACCAGGUCCCAGAAGCUCCUGGUUGGCAAGUGACAUCUCUGGGAUAUCAAUGGGGCUAGUUGGAAGCCAGAGGUAAACCAACCGCUGAGGUCACCAUCCCUACCAUGUCCCAGGUGAUGUCCAGCCCCCUGCUGGCAAGCGGCCACACGGUCACCUUGGCUCCCUGUGAAGAACCCAGGAGGGCACUGCACCCAGUACCCAGCCCCAACCUGCUGCCACAGUGUUCUUACUACACCAUGGAAGGCUGGGGAGCCCAGGCCCUCAUGGCCCCCAUAUCCUGCAAGGGGCCCCCCAACAGGCUCCAGCAGGCCACACAGUCUGAGGCCAAAGCCAGCUGCCUCCUGCAGUCCCCUGGGGAGCAGGCCUCAGGGACCCUGGAGGACCUUGACUCCUACAUUGACUUCUCGCUGGAGAGCCUCAACCAGAUGAUCCUGGAACUGGACCCUACCUUCCAGCUGCUUCCCCCAGAGACUGGUGGCCCCCAGGCCAAAUCUGCCCAGAGCACCACUUCAAGGAGAAAGAAGGAAGAACCUGAAGCCUUAGAUAUAAAGUAUAUCGAGGUGACCUCCACCAGAUCAAGGUGCCACGAUGGCCCCCAGCGCUGCUCCAACCCAUCUGUCACCCCGCCCUUCGGCUCUCCACACAGUGGCGGCCUCCUCCUUUCCAGAGACGUCCCCCGAGAGACCCGAAGCAGCAGCGAGAGCCUCAUCUUCUCUGGGAGCCAGGGCAGGGGACACCAGCGUCCCCCUCCCCCUUCAGGGAGCUCUUCUCCUCACCCUCCACUCUCCCCCAACAUCUCUAUCCCUUGCGUGGGGGGCAAGGCCUCAGGCCGCCAUGGCUUGAACUCCCCACUGGUGUCUUCUCCAGGCCUGGAGAAGGGGCUGGUGGGCCUGGCCCCACAGCGGGGCAGCAGGGUCUCUGUGCUGUCGGCCAGCCCAGCGUCUGACGUCAGCUACAUGUUUGGAAGCAGCCAGUCCCUCCUACACUCCAGCAUCUCUAACCAUCAGUCGUCUUCUAGAUCCUUGGAAAGUCCAGCUGGCUCUUCCUCCAGCCUCCACAGCCUUGGCUCCGCGUCCCUGUGUACAAGACCUGGUGACUUCCAGAUUCCCAGCAACCCCACCCAGAGCAUGGGCCAUCCCAGAGCACCCCACUCCUCACCACUGCCCAAAGAACAUGCCAGCAGCUGCCCCCCAUCCAUCACCAACUCCAUGGUGGACAUACCCAUCGUGCUGAUUAACGGCUGCCCAGAACCAGGGUCUCCCCUACCACAGAGGACCCUAGGACACCAGGGCUCUGUCCAGCUUGGAGCUACACCUCCCAGCAACCCCUGUCCAGCCAUGAGGAGCCACAACCAGACCCUGCCAGAUGCCCCCUCAACCACCUGCCCGGAGGGUCCCACCAGGGACAUGCAGCCCACCAUGAAGUUUGUGAUGGACACAUCUAAAUACUGGUUUAAGCCAAGCAUCACCCGAGAGCAAGCAAUCGAGCUGCUGAGGAAGGAGGAGCCAGGGACUUUUGUCAUAAGGGACAGUUCUUCAUACCGAGGCUCCUUUGGCCUAGCCUUGAAGGUGCAGGAGGCGCCGGCAUCUGCCCAGAACCAACCAGGCGAGGACAGCAGUGACCUUAUCCGACACUUCCUCAUUGAGUCUUCUGCCAAAGGGGUGCAUCUCAAAGGAGCAGAUGAAGAGCCCUACUUUGGGAGCCUCUCUGCCUUUGUGUGCCAGCAUUCCAUCAUGGCCCUGGCCCUGCCCUGCAAACUUGCCAUCCCGCAGAAAGAACUGGGAGGUGCAGACGGGGCCUCGGACCCCUCUACAGACAGCCCGGCCUCCUGCCUGAAGAAAUCUGCUGGCUGCCACACCCUGUACCUGAGCUCCGUGAGCGUAGAGACCCUGACCGGUGCCCUGGCUGUGCAGAAGGCCAUCUCCACCACCUUCGAGAGGGAUGUCCUCCCCACGCCCACCGUGGUCCACUUCAAAGUCACGGAGCAGGGCAUCACCCUGACCGAUGUCCAGAGGAAGGUGUUUUUCCGGCGUCAUUACCCCCUCACCACCCUCCGCUUCUGUGGCAUGGACCCUGAACAACGGAAGUGGCAGAAGUACUGCAAGCCCUCCUGGAUCUUUGGGUUUGUGGCCAAGAGCCAGACGGAGCCCCAGGAGAAUGUGUGCCACCUCUUCGCGGAGUAUGACACAGUCCAGCCAGCUUCACAGGUCAUCAGCCUGGUGGCUGCCCUGCUGCGGGAUGCAGAAAGGAUGUAGGGCAGGGAGCUGCCUGUGCACCUUCCGAGACAUCUCCAGGGCUUGCCUGAGAGCCCACCUCCACCCCCUCAAUGAGUGUGGCUGUGGCCACAUGGACAGAUCAAUCUGUUGGACUGGAAGUGAACAGUAUCAAGUUAAAACUCUUAAACCUGCUGUGACCUUCAGCAGUAACCUUCAUCCAGAACCUCCUGGGCCUCAGUUUCCCCAACCAUGAAAGGACCCCAAGAGACAAGGUCAGCUGUUCUCAGACUUUGGUGGGCAUUUGAACAUGCCCCUCCUUGAUUCUGAAGGAUACUCACAUUCGACAUUCAAGGACGCCUUCCUGAAAAUAACCUCUGAGGACCCUCUGACCCCAUCAGUGUGCCUGGAUACUACUGACACAACAGUCUGACCAAGAGACCUGGGGCCCCUGGCAGACAGCAGGUGUUCUGUCAGAACCCACAGGGUUCCUGGCCUGAGGCGGGUGAUGGUUAAGGAUUGAGGACAGAACAGAGGAUGGACGGACUCUAUUUCCCUCUACAUCUGUUCCUUUCCCCACUUUCCUAAUGGCUUUUUGGGUGCACCUGCCCAGGAUGCUGCAAGCCAACAUGGCUGAAGUUGCUGGGGCAGCUCGGCAAGGGGGGAUCUUUCCCCCAUGGUCAGAGAAGACCCAGCUGUCCUCGCACUCGUGAUGCCUAGUUGCAAAUGAGUAUCAUCCCCAUCUUUUCUUUCAAUUUCUUGGUAAGAACAAGCUGAUGGUUACCAUAGCUGAUGGUUAAAGCUGCCCUAGGGUUGCACAUCUGGGGCUUGGAGUCAGAGACCCCAGUUCUCUAGAGCAGAUAUGAGGGCCAUUUCUCUGUGGUUCUGCCUCAGUUUCAGUCUUACUGAGUCCCUCAACCCCCUGCCCUCGCCACCCCAACACACAACACACGCAUGCACCCACACUCACACUCACACACAGGCCCCACCACCGCUGUGUGGUGUCAAAUGGCCUCACAGCCACAUGGGGGCAGCAGAGAGUCAAGAGUGCAAAGCUGCUGCCUCCUUCCUUCCCGGAGAGGCUAGGGAAGCUGGCGUUUUCCCGCCCCCCUCCUACCCCACCCAGCCCCCAGAAGCUGGAACCAUGUGUCUAGCAAGCCUGGGUUCUUAAGGAAACCACUCCAUGGGGGUGGAAGGGGAGGCUCAGGGAAAAAGCCCACUCUUGCUCUAUGAAGAGCAAGUGCCUGCGCCCUCCCAGCAGCUAGCCCUGCCAAAGGAGCAUUAUCUUUGGCCAAGGUUGGGCCUGACGGGUUAUGAUUUCAACCCAGGAAACCAAACUGGACUGGAGCAGCCCUCGGCUGGUGGGAGAGGCUAAGGCCAGCCCACCCAGCCUGCGGUUGGGCACUGCCCCACCCCUUAAGUCUGCAGAACUGUUAGAUGAGGUUCUCAAGGUCACAGUGCCCAAUCCCAGCCUGGGAACUCCCAGGUGUGUAGCUCCCAUGACAAAAAAUAAAGCAUCGAUCUUUGCACAGUUGGUUCUGAGGCCUUCUGGGCUGUCCCCUCACAGAUGGAGACCUGACUUGGCACGGAGUGUCUGUGUCUUAGAGAAGACCAGGCCUGUCAUACUCCCACCCCACCCCCAGCCACGUGUCCAGCCACGCAUGCUUAACACACCCAUUUUUCUUUCUUCAUGACCCCUUUCCUACCACUUUGCCAGGAAAACAGAAGGGCAGGGUUUCCCUGUGUCCAGGGGCUUAAAGUGAAUAUGUGGUACCCCUGGGGACCUGCUGGCUUCCAAGGUCCAGCUCAGCCUCCCUGAGGGCUGAGAAGAGGUGAGUGAACAUGAGCAGCUCCAGAGGAGUCCACAGGAGUCCCUCAACCCACAUGACCCCCAAGCUGCCAGCUCAGCCUGAAACAACUGGACAAUGGUCUCUUCAUGCCAGCCUGGGACCAGGGGAGUUCUACCCAGGCUCCUCCUCCCCUUCCCAGUCUUAGGGUAAUGCCCCCUCCAGACCUGCAACUAGGGACCCAAGGUUGGCAUGCCAGACAGUCUCACCAAAUGGUGCAGGAGGGGGCUGCAGGGAUAUCAGCUUUCCUAUAGAGCCUUAGGAAUGGAGACCGUUCUUCUGUCUGGGCUAAGCCAUGUGACCCUGUGGCAGAGACCUUCCAAUGGGCUUGAACCCCUGUUAGGUAGCCCCUGACUCCCUUCCCACUGCCUAAUUGCAGUUCCAGACUGGAAUCCUCUCAGUCCCCUGCCCUGUCCCCCUCAGCCCAGCCACGGAGAGUCAGCAGAAGGUGAUCAUCUCUGCUGCAUUUGCCUCAGCUCAUCUUUCCCCUAAGAUUUAGCAGAGAAUUUGACUUGGGCUUUUGCUGAUGGGCAGAACAGCUGGCCUAGCACGGGUGGGAGGGCUGGAGGGCAGAGGGAAGGAAGAACAGCUGCAGGAGCGAGGAGGGGAGGGGUCUUCACACCCAUGCAGAGCAUGCAGAGCUACCCGAGGAGUUUUCUCUCCAGCAGUUUCCAGGCCUUGUAGCCCUUGGUCUCAACCCCUGCUCCAGUCCCCGCUCCAGGGUUUCCCCUGCAACUCUUUCCAUCCCUCCUCGUCCCUUUCUCCAUU